This is a messenger RNA of Lepidothrix coronata (blue-crowned manakin), 10309 nucleotides long. RefSeq names its product SH3 and multiple ankyrin repeat domains 2 (gene SHANK2). Gene Ontology annotation, molecular function: synaptic receptor adaptor activity; ionotropic glutamate receptor binding. The record is from RefSeq and is a predicted model, not a curated record. Lineage: Eukaryota; Metazoa; Chordata; Aves; Passeriformes; Pipridae. The transcript is spliced from 26 exons. Gene Ontology annotation, cellular component: postsynaptic membrane; postsynaptic density; dendritic spine. The coding region runs from base 105 to 5681 and encodes 1858 amino acids.
ACAGACCACUCCCCUUGUGGGCACAAGGAAUCUGAGAUGAGGGUGAACUAGAUUCUGAUGAUCAUCUUGCUGUCACCUGUAUUGACAGGGUAAAAAACUUGAACAUGCCUCGUAGCCCAACAUCAAGUGAAGAUGAAAUGGCACAAAGCUUUUCCGACUAUUCUGUGGAAUCUGAAUCAGACAGUUCCAAAGAAGAAACUAUUUAUGACACAAUUAGAGCAACUGCAGAAAAGCCAAGCAGCAGAAUGGAAGACAGUCAGAGCAACACAUUAGUGAUUCGAAUUAUAAUACCUGACCUGCAGCAAACGAAAUGCAUUAGAUUUAACCCAGAAGCGUCAGUGUGGGUUGCAAAGCAGCGGAUUUUGUGCACUUUGAAUCAGAGUUUGAAAGAUGUCCUGAAUUAUGGACUGUUCCAGCCUGCAAGCAAUGGUAGAGAUGGGAAGUUUUUGGAUGAGGAACGACUCCUGAGGGAAUACCCACAGCCGGUGAACAAGGGAGUUCCUUCACUUGAGUUUCGAUACAAGAAAAGAGUGUACAAGCAGUUCAACUUGGAUGAAAAGCAGCUGGCCAAGCUCCAUACCAAGGCUAAUUUGAGAAAAUUCAUGGAUCACGUCCACCAUCUCUCUGUGGAAAAAGUGACCAAGAUGUUGGACCGAGGACUGGACCCCAACUAUCAUGAUCUGGAAAGUGGAGAAACACCCCUAACUUUGGCAGCUCAGCUUGACAAUACAGUAGAAGUGAUAAAAGCUCUGAAAAAUGGAGGAGCACAUUUAGACUUCAGAGCCAAAGAUGGAAUGACAGCUCUGCACAAAGCAGCCAGGGCCAAGAACCAAGUAGCCCUCAAGACCCUUUUAGAGCUGGGAGCAUCUCCCAACUACAAGGACAGCUGUGGCCUGACCCCGCUGUACCACACGGCUGUCGUGGGAGGGGAUCCCUACUGCUGUGAGCUCUUACUCCAUGAACAUGCCACAGUGAGCUGCAAAGAUGAAAAUGGAUGGCAAGAAAUCCAUCAGGCUUGCAGGUAUGGACAUGUCCAACACCUGGAGCACCUCCUCUUCUAUGGCGCCGACAUGUGUGCCCAGAACGCCUCAGGAAACACGGCCCUGCACAUCUGUGCCCUCUAUAACCAGGAGAGCUGUGCAAGAGUCCUGCUGUUCCGGGGAGCCAACAAGGAGAUUAAGAAUUACAACAGCCAGUCUCCAUUUCAGGUGGCUAUAAUAGCUGGAAAUUUUGAGCUUGCUGAAUAUAUCAAGAAUCACAGGGAAGCUGAUAUUGUGCCCUUUAGGGAGGCUCCCACCUAUUCCAACAGAAGGCGGAGACCUCCGAACACCUUGGCAGCCCCUCGGAUCUUGCUCCGCUCCAACAGCGACAACAACCUGAACAUCAACAACCUUCCUGAGUGGUCAGCAUCCUCCUCUGCCUCUUCACACCGCAGCCUUUCACCUCAUCUGCUUCAACAGAUGCAGAAUAAUCCCAAUGGAACUGUAAAAACCGUGGGGAGUUACACUCCGUCCUCCCGGAGCCGGUCACCAUCCCUGAACAGGCUGGGAGACGAUGCCAAGCGGCAGCAGCACAGGCACAUCAGUGCCGUUUACAGUCCUAGUGCCAACAAGGAUACACUGUCUGCCUUGGAUUAUCAGGGUCCCAAACGGAAGCUUUACAGUGCUGUUCCUGGAAGACUUUUUAUUGUAGUAAAGCCAUAUCAACCUCAAGGGGAAGGGGAAAUUCACCUGCACAAAGGAGACAGAGUCAAAGUUCUAAGCAUUGGAGAAGGUGGAUUCUGGGAAGGCAGCACCCGGGGACAUAUUGGCUGGUUUCCUGCAGAAUGUGUUGAAGAAGUUCAGUGCAAACCCAAUGAAAGCAAAGCAGAAACACGAACAGAUAGAACAAAGAAGCUGUUUAGACACUACACAGUUGGAUCCUAUGACAGCUUUGAUGCUUCAAGUGACUGCAUAAUAGAAGAAAAGGCAGUGGUCCUGCAGAAAAAAGACAAUGAAGGAUUUGGAUUUGUGCUCAGAGGGGCAAAAGCUGACACACCAAUUGAAGAAUUCACCCCAACUCCAGCCUUUCCUGCUUUGCAGUACUUGGAAUCUGUGGAUGAAGGGGGAGUAGCAUGGCAAGCUGGCCUGAGAACUGGAGACUUUUUGAUCGAGGUUAAUAAUGAGAAUGUAGUGAAAGUUGGCCACAGGCAGGUGGUGAACAUGAUUCGGCAAGGGGGCAAUCACCUCGUUCUUAAGGUUGUCACAGUAACCAGGAAUCUUGAUCCAGAUGACACAGCUAGAAAGAAAGCCCCACCACCUCCUAAGCGAGCUCCAACCACUGCACUGACCCUGCGGUCUAAGUCAAUGACCUCAGAGCUUGAAGAGCUUGUGGAUAAAGCUUCAGUACGGAAGAAGAAGGAUAUUCUCCCUUCACAUUUUGAAGGUUUGAAGAAGAGGAUUGUUUUUCGAGUCACACUAAAUAAGGUGGAUGAAAUAGUACCAGUUUCCAAGCCAUCAAGAAUUGCAGACAAUGCAGCUGUGGACUCGAGAGUGGCAACGAUAAAACAGAGGCCUUCUAGUAGAUGUUUUCCCUCAGCUACAGAUAUGAAUUCCAUGUAUGAGAGACAGGGUAUUGCCGUGAUGACGCCCACUGUACCAGGGAGUCCUCAAGGUCCGUUUCUGGGUAUACCUCGGGGUACAAUGAGGAGACAAAAAUCUAUAGGAAUAACAGAGGAAGAACGACAGUUUCUGGCUCCUCCUAUGCUGAAGUUUACCAGAAGUCUCUCAAUGCCUGACACCUCUGAAGAUAUCCCACCACCACCACAGUCCUUACCUCCUUCACCACCGCCACCUUCUCCCUCUCUGUACAACUCCCCCAAAUCCCUGACAACAAGGAGCUAUGGAACUAUUAAACCUCCAUUUAACCAGAAUUCAGGUGCAAAAAUUUCCUUGGUUAGGCCUGAGAGCGUGGGAACAAUGAUAAGGGACAAAGGGAUCUAUUACAGACGAGAGCUGGACCGAUACUCUCUGGACUCAGAAGACCUGUACAGUCGAAGUGCUGCAUCUCAGGCAAAUUUCAGGAACAAGAGGGGUCAGAUGCCAGAAAAUCCAUAUUCUGAGGUUGGGAAGAUUGCAAGCAAAGCAGUUUACGUGCCGGCCAAACCAGCGAGGCGGAAGGGGAUGCUGGUGAAACAAUCCAACGUUGAGGACAGUCCAGAAAAGACCUGCUCUAUUCCAAUCCCAACAAUCAUUGUGAAAGAGCCAUCCACCAGCAGCAGUGGGAAAAGCAGCCAAGGGAGCAGCAUGGAGAUCGAUCCUCAGUCUUCAGAGCAACCGGGGCAGCUCCGGCCCGAUGACAGCUUGGGUGUCAGCAGUCCGUUCGCAGCAGCCAUUGCAGGGGCAGUGAGGGACAGGGAAAAGAGGCUGGAAGCAAGGAGGAAUUCUCCAGCCUUCCUUUCCACAGACCUGGGAGAUGAGGAUGUUGGGCUAACCCCGCCAACACCACGCAUGAGGCAAUCUAAGUUCACCGAUGAAGCAAUGUUCAGUAGCGAGGAUGGUUUCAGACAGCUCAUGUCGCCAUCGCCUAUUCCUGCACCCAGAGAGCCUGAAAGUCUCUUUAAUAGCAGUGAGCCCAGCAAUCAGAGUGACUCAAGGACAUUAAAUGUUUCGUCCAAAAUAAAAGGUACUGACAAUAGUGCAGUGGCAGCCAAGUCCACGAACGCAUCCAGCCCGGAGAGUUACGUGCACCCGGUCACAGGGAAGCUGUUGGAUCCAAACUCACCACUAGCCCUCGCGCUCUCUGCCAGGGACAGAGCCAUGAAAGAACAAACACAGCAGAUUCCAGGCAAAGGAGAUGCUGUCAAAACAGACCUUAACAAACCGCUUUACAUUGAUACAAAGCUGAGACCCAACAUGGAAACAACUUUUCCUGUUACUGCCACUGUCACGAGGCAAAACACCCGUGGCUUGUUGAGACGGCAGGAGACUGAGAACAAGUAUGAAACAGAUGCAGGGAAAGAAAAGAAAGCUGAGGAGAAGAAGAACAUGUUGAUAAACAUUGUGGAUACCUCACAGCAGAAGUCAGCUGGCUUGUUGAUGGUUCAUACUGUGGACACAGUGAAGUCAGACGAUAUGGCUGAAGAUGAGGAGGAAAAGGAAGCUGAGAUGGAGCCAAGUCCUGAAAACUCCCCGCCAGAGAGGGUAGAGGGGAGCAAGGAAGUGGAAGAAAGUGAGCUGAACACACCUGCUGCACCUGAGCCACCGGCAUCUCCCUGCAAAACCAUCGUGGCAGCAAGCUCUGUCGACGACCCCGUCAUCCUGCCCUUCCGCAUCCCCCCACCACCCUUGGCAUCGGUGGAUAUUGAUGAAGAGUUUAUGUUCACUGAGCCAUUGCCCCCUCCCUUGGAGUUUGCCAACAGCUUUGAUAUCCCCGACGACCGCACGGCUCCCGGGUCGGCUCUGACAGACCUGAUCACGCAGAGGAAGAAUGGCACACCCUUCCCCCCCAGCCAGCCAACAAAUUCCCUAGACAGCAAAAAGCAAGUGGGUCUUUCAAACUGUUUGCCUGCCUCCUUUCUGCCACCCCCUGACAGCUUUGAUAACAUCACUGACUCUGGGAUUGAGGAGGUAGACAGCCGAAGUAGUAGUGACCAUCACUUAGAGACAACCAGCACUAUCUCAACGGUGUCCAGCAUCUCUACCUUAUCCUCAGAAGGGGGGGAGAAUGUGGAUACUUGUACAGUCUAUGCAGAUGGGCAAACAUUUCUGGUGGACAAACCCCCAGUACCUCCUAAGCCAAAAAUGAAGCCCAUAAUCAACAAAAGCAAUGCACUUUACAAGGACGCGCUGAUCGAGGAGACUGUGGACAGCUUUGUGAUCCCUCCUCCCGCUCCGCCCCCGCCUCCCAUCAGUGCCCAGCCCAACAUGGCUAAAGUUGUUCCCCAAAGGACAUCCAAGCUAUGGGGGGAUGUGCCGGAGGUGAAAAGCCCGAUUCUCUCAGGCCCCAAGGCUAAUGUUAUAAGUGAAUUGAACUCAAUACUCCAGCAAAUGAACAGAGAGAAAUCCUCAAAGCCAGGGGAGGGAUUGGAGUCACCGACUGGAACAAAGACUGCAAGUCUCAGUACAAGGAGCACGGAAGUCAUGAGUACUGUCUCAGGUACACGAAGUACAACAAUCACUUUCACUGUCCGACCCGGAGCCAGCCAGCCGAUCACACUGCAGAGCAGGUCCCCAGACUAUGACAGUAGGACCUCAGGAGCAAGACAUGCUCCAAGCCCUGUGGUUUCACCAACAGAGAUUAAUAAAGACAUCAUACCUGCCUCUCUGACUGCUUCUGCUUCAGCUUCAUCUCCUUCUCCAACUCUGUCUGAUGUAUUUAGCCUACCUAGCCAGCCCCCUUCUGGGGACUUAUUUGGCUUGACCACAGGGCGCAGCAGGUCUCCUUCUCCCUCAAUAUUACAACAGCCAAUCUCAAAUAAGCCUUUUACAACUAAGCCUGUCCACCUGUGGACUAAACCAGAUGUGGCAGAUUGGUUGGAAAGUUUAAACUUAGGUGAACAUAAAGAAACAUUCAUGGACAAUGAAAUAGAUGGCACACAUUUACCAAAUCUACAGAAGGAAGAUCUGAUAGACCUUGGAGUGACUAGAGUUGGGCACAGAAUGAAUAUAGAAAGAGCUUUGAAGCAGCUGCUGGACAGAUAAGAAUAGCUAUUUUGCCUCACAAACUUCUGUUGAUAACUAGAGAUGGGCUGGUACUGACAUACCCCAAAUGCCUUGUGUGUCUGCGAGUGCCAGCAAAAUUGGGGGAUGGGGAAGGGAAAAACAGUUGAAUUCCUGGUACUCAGGUGAUGCAGACUGUAUGCUACAUGCCCAAACACAAAUCUAAAGAUGUUAAAGUAAGUGGGGCCAUUUUAUUUCAAAGUUGUGGGGAGAUAUGAGAGAGAGACAAUUGUUAACUUCAAAAAUACUAUCUCUUGAUGCCCUUUGCUGGGAUCGUGAUGUACUGCUUUUCCUUCCGUUUCAAAUUGCAAACAUUUCAGGGCUUUUUUUAUUGAGAAAAAGAAAAAAUAAUUGAAUUUUAUUUUUUUCUCUUCUUGACCUUCAGUCUCCGAGCAGGCUUCCUUCCCCAACUCUUGGCUCAUUUUAAGAGUACAGGUUGCUUCAUUACCAUUCAAACCCAUUUUUUUUUAGGAGCAGAGGCAUGAUAUUGAGAUGGGUACAGGAGUUCAUGUUACUCUUUUUUAUUGGUUUAGCUCUCUGAUUUAUUGGCAGUGAAGCUGGUUGUUCUGCUGGAAGUAGUUCAAAGGUAACCUUGCUCUGUUUUACCUGGUAUUUCUUUAUUUCUGGAGUUAUAUUUAGCACUCUUCCAAGGUGGCAGAACAAGUUCAAUAUACGCUCCAUUGACUUGACCUGUAAGAUAAUGCAGAUGUUGCAUAAAACCCAAGGAGGGAUGCACACUUAGAGGUACAACAAAAUGAAGCUAGUUUGAACCUGAGAUCCCCAGUUUUCAACCAGCUAAACCACUGCUAAUUCACAAUGUGAACUCCACAAGCCGGGAAAAAUUUUGGGUCAUGUGCAGAUGCAUCUUUUGGACUCAACAGUCGGACACUCAAAUAUGCUGGGCCCUGAGAGGUGCUGUUUAAUUCAGUGAGUGGUAAGUGCUUAGUUAUUUUCAACAUCAGGCCAAAAAAGAAGGAAAAAGGCAGAUGAAUGCUCCCAUUGAAGUCAGUGGGAAGGGUGCCAGGAUUUUAGGAUUUCAGCCUGUUAGAAAUGGAAAUGUUUCAGCUUGUUUAAAAAAAAAAAAAAAAAAGACAAAAAGGUGACACCAAGAUGGAAAGAGCUGUAGAGUGUCUCAGGAUGCAUGUAUUCCAAGAGCCCAAGAGGUUUGGGGAGGGCUCCAGUGUCUCAUUUUAUCACUGUUAACAGGUAUUGGCUUCUUGACAGGCACAGGCUGGGUGCUGGGGGGAGGUGGAUGCUGCUCAUCCUUUCUUUGGCAGGACAGAUGUGUUUACCCUGCCAGAAACCAGGGCUGGGUUCUGGGGGCAGAGAGAGCUUUCCAGGAGACUUCAGUCAGCAGGGGAGAAACACCCACAUUUGGUUCACAUGACUUUUAAAAAAAAUUUCUUUUUUAUUUUUUUGACAUAAAUUUUAAAGUUAACAAGUCUCUCUCUACAUGUUUGGACUCCCCUUGUAAUUAACACCUCUGAAUAUCUGUGAGUUUUGUAGGUCUUUAUGGACAGAAUAUUCAAGAUGUUCAAGGUGGGUAAAUUGAGUGUGGAUGGCUAAACUGCCUACCUACCAUACUUUCAGGUUCUCUUACAUUUUACAAGGUACCUGACUUUCUUUCCUUGAUAUGGUCCUUGAUAUGGUCCAGCCUAUCUCUAAUUUUUUUAUUGUGAUUAUUUUUUGCUCACAAACAAAUGUCUAAUUAGGUCUGCAACAGCCCUAGUAUGAGUACAUAAAGUUUAGCAUUUUAAAUAUCUUUCUUUACUGCAAGUUUAAAUAGUUGUACAGAUAGUUUAUAAGCACAAUAUUUUAAGAAAAUAAGUGGCUGGUCUACUGGGCAGCCUUUGUGCCACUUCAGUGCUAGGAAGUUAAAAACAAGGAAAAAAAAAAAAAAAAAAAAAAAAAAAACACUUUUUGUGGUUUACUACUAUUUCUGUGGAAUAAUUAUAAAGUCUUGACCUUUUUAAAAUCAACCUCAUUUGGAUGCAUCUGAACCAGCAGAGCUGUGUUAUAUUUUCUAUCUUUGCUAGAACUUCUACAGAGGAGGAUGAAUAUUUCUUCAAAAGUGGUUGUAGUUACCAACACAUUGGAUACUCACAAAAAAAAACUUAUUUAGCCUCCUGCCCCCUUUAUGGAACAACAAAUAUUUUGACCUAACAUCUGUUGCUACUCUAUAUUUGUAUUUGAAAGUUCCAAGGAACCUUGUAAUAAAAAAAAUGAAGUACUAAGUCAUUUUCCUUCCAAGAGUACUGAAUUUUUCCAUAGGUGGUGUAGAAAAUGGCAGUUCCACUCAGAUAGUUGAUGCUGGCAACUUGAGGCCAUCACAUACUUUAAGAAGAGAAAAAAAUGGUAAUUUAGCCAUCUUUGUCUUCCAUUUGGUGAUACAAAAGAAUUCAGUAAAUAAACCACUAAUGCCAUGCUCUUUUUUCUUUUUUUGUUUGUUUGUUUGUUUGUUUUUGGUUUGUUUUGUUUCUUUGGGUAUAGUUGCUAUUACCUCUAUAACAUGUGCCAGAAAUACAUUAAAGAAUAACAGUAGUAAAAGAAAAUGUAGAAGUUGACUUUUAAGCUGCUUUUGAAUCACAACCUUGUUGAAUUUCUGUUGAACAAGUGCUGACACACCUUUUAAAUUCCAGUUGACAUCAUCCCUUUCUUACACAAGUGUGUUUCUUGCUCUCGUGCAUCUUUUCAGGCAAUGAAAGAGUAGGUACAAUGCAAGGAGUAGAACAGAGGUUGAACACGUUAAAGAGCCAACAAAAUAGUUGAUUUUUUACGCUGUGUCUUACAAAAUGAAGGUAAGGAGACCUGAGAGGACCUACUUUCACCACGAAAAUACACCUCUGCCAAGAUGAAUUGGUCUCUAAUUGGGGGAUGGUUUGGCUACAGAAAGCAAUAGUAACAGAUAACGACAUCACCUCUGAGUGUUCUCACCAGUCUGGAAAUGUUGGGGGGGAGGAGAGAAGACCCAUUUCUUUCAUGCUACUCUGAUAGUGAAAAACAAGUCGUUAGAGAUCUAUGAUAUUCUGGGUUUUAGGAUCAACUUUUGUUUAUAUACUGUAAUUUAAAUAAAUUGCAUUUACAUGCCUAGUUUCUGUAAUAUUUGUGUAUACAAUACCAAAAUCCUACAAGAUGUAAAUUGUGUAUAACUGCACAGACUCCUUGCCCUAGGUGUCUGAGAACAUUUUAAGUUUAAUUCAUAUAUUAUAAAAUUACUAGAUGUGACUGUUGAUUUACAGAAUUUACAUAUCACAAAAAGUUAAUUAUUUGUGGUACUUAAGUUAAUAAAAAAAUAGUGAAUUCUUUUUCUUUUUUCUCAGUUCUUAAAAAGCAUUACCCAGUUAAUCUGGCGAUGAUUAUGUGUAUGAGCCACAAAUAUUGAUAAUUUUUCCAUUACAUUUUUUCUUUUCUUUUCUAGAUAUUAAUAUGUUUCUCGCUAUAGUUUGUGUAACAACUUGUGUUCACGUUAUCUAUGUUGCUGUAAUUUUUGUGCUUUAAUUCCUCUUAUUUCAACUGAUUAAAAAAAACAAGCUCCUGUAACUUGCACUUUUCCCCAAUCCUUAAUACUCUUGUAUGGCAACCAAAAUUACUGUAAGAAAUAAAUAUAAUAUUGCACUAAGGUUGUGGUUCUGAUUGCAAACAGAGAACACUGUCUGGAUUUUUAUUAAAAAAAAAAAAGUUGCCAAAAAACUUGCAAUUUGUUUUGAAAACACAUGAAAUGCUUUAAUGAAAUGUAGGUAGAAUUAAUGGAAUGAAUGGAAUUAAUUAUUGUUGGGAAAAAGCAUUUCCUGUUUAUUUCUUCUUUUUGGUUAAAGCAUUUUUUAUGCUGAAUGUUCGUUUACUGAAUUUCAGGUUCGUAAUUGAAGUUUGGAAAGUAAAAAAAAAAAUUUAGGAAGAGAUAGAAAACUUCGUAUCUAUUUGCCUUAAGGUGGAUUUGGAAUAACUAUGGAAUGUUCUUUGUCCUGGCUGAGCAUGGGGGGAGGGAUGCAUGCCCUGAACUCAGUGCUACUGGUCCUAUUCUGUUCUGCAAUUUAAAAAGGCACUGAAAAGUGGGAUUUUUUUUUUUUUCUUCUUUUUUUGAAAAAAAUUUUUUUUGAGGGGAGGAGCUGGAGAUAUUGUAGGACAGAGUAGUUUUCCAGAGGAGAGAAGGGAACAGUGCUCCUUGUGACUUAAAAACUGUACCAGUGGGGUCUGGUUUUACUGUGAAUAAACAAGGCUUCAAAUGGAAAGAAAAAUAAGGAAACAAUUCACAUCUUCGUUUGGCUUAAGUUAAAAAUUUGGUUUUCUGUCUUUAAAUGGUGAUGCAAUGAAGAAUAUUUUUAUUUUUCUUUUCUAAGAUAUUGGAAUAAAUGCCUAGAACUGUUGCCACUUGGUUUCAUAUGUUCCUUAACUACUAUUCUCUUCUCAGAUGUUGUUCUAGUUCAUAAUUUUUGUAGCUACUUCUCUCAUAAUUCUCCAACAACAAAUACUUGGCAGCUUUGUUUUGUUAAAAACACAGAAGAUAAUCAGCCUGUUUGGGUUCUUUUUAUUUAUUUAUUUCAGGUAUUGUGGCAAUCCAGUGCUAAACAUCUUUGUAUCUAAAUAAAGUCAGGUAUUUACAGUGCAAAACG